AGCGAAACUUGCGCCUGGCUGGGAACCUCAUGGGUGGCCAUCGUGAGGCACUGGAGGUGAUGGAAUUCAUUCGAAGUGGUCAAAUCAUGCCCCGCAUCACCAAAGUGGCGCUCAAAGAAGUGCCCGAACAAAUGCAGCGUAUGGCCAAUAACCAGACCACUGGCAAGCUAGUGGUAUAUAUGUGAAAAAGAUCGGAAAACAUCCUACUGCCCAUUGUUGGAACCAAGGUAUGACAAGAAAAGAAAAACAAAGUGGAGGAAGAAAACGAACUUGUGAGCC
Messenger RNA from Aspergillus aculeatus ATCC 16872, 279 nucleotides. RefSeq lists its product as uncharacterized. The transcript has a single exon. The record is from RefSeq and is a predicted model, not a curated record. The coding region runs from base 30 to 185 and encodes 51 amino acids. NCBI's taxonomy places the organism in Eukaryota, Fungi, Ascomycota, Eurotiomycetes, Eurotiales, Aspergillaceae.